Molecule: messenger RNA, 1497 nt
Organism: Mya arenaria
Lineage: Eukaryota; Metazoa; Mollusca; Bivalvia; Myida; Myidae
Exons: 1
Coding region: 1-1497 (498 amino acids)
Biological process (GO): DNA integration
Molecular function (GO): nucleic acid binding
Source: RefSeq, a predicted model, not a curated record
AUGAACAUUGUCUACAAGCCUGGAAAAGACAAUCCAUCUGACUACCUGUCAAGACAUCCAUUGAAAGAUGUUGGUAACGAUAGAAACCUAGCAGAGGAAUAUGUGAAUUUUAUCGCUGAAAGAGCUGUUCCAAAUGCUAUGACAUUAGAUGAGGUAAAAUCAGCAUCGAUAAGUGACAGUACAAUAAGAAAGGCUAUUGAGCUUACAGAAAAUGGAAAAUGGUACGAAAUAAAGACACUAAGUGAUCUAAAAAUAAACAAAGAAGAAUUAUCUGCACUUAGAAGUGUGAAGGAUGAACUGAGUGUACACUGUGGAACUGUACUAUUGAGAAAUGACAAGAUCGUUAUGCCUAAAUCGUUAAGAGCGCAGGCUAUCAAACUGGGCCACGAAGGGCAUCAAGGGGUCGUGCGAACCAAGAGCUACAUACGUUCAAAAGUCUGGUUUCCUAAUUUGAACGCUGAUAUCGAAACAGCAAUAAAAGGUUGUUUGGCUUGUCAAGCAAAUACAAAGGAACCGAGAUCAAGAGAACCACUGAGAAUGUCGGAAAUGCCAUCAGGCCCAUGGAUGAAUUUAAGCGCGGACUUUUGUGGACCGUUACAAACUGGGGACUAUUUAUUAGUUAUCGUUGAUGAAUAUUCACGUUAUCCAAUUGUGGAGAUAGUCAAAUCAGUAUCGGCGAACACUGUCAUACCAGUGUUGGACAAAAUAAUAGCAAUGUUCGGGGUACCAACAGUGAUCAAAACGGAUAAUGGCAGUCCAUUUAACAGUAAUGCAUUUUCAGAUUAUGCAAAAUACUGUGGAUUUAUUCACCGAAAAAUCACACCUAGGUGGCCGCGGGCAAAUGCUCAAGCAGAGUCUUUUAAUAAGCCCCUAAUGAAAUGCAUCAAAUCUUCACAUGUAGAAGGAAAGAACUGGAAACAGGAGUUAUUCCGUUUCUUACGCCAAUACAGAGUGACGCCACAUACGUCAACUGGUUUUACGCCGUUCCGUUUAUUGUUUCAGCGGGAACCAUCAACGCGAUUACCAGAUAUCGCAAAACCAGAACAAGAUGUUAGAUUAGACGAACUCGCAAGGCGUAAUGACGAGAAAUCAAAAUCCCACUCGAAAGAGUAUGAGGACAGAAGGAUUAGGGCAAGGGAACGUCACAUCAACAUUGGUGACAAAGUGCUACUGCGAAAUGAGACACCGUCUAAGUGCUCUACGCAGUUCAAACCAAUGCCAUAUACGGUUACAGAAACAAAAGGACCUAUGAUCAGUGUAAAAUGUGAUUCAGGACAUCGAGUUACACGUAAUUCGUCUUUUAUGAAAAAGGUUGAACCAUCAUUGGACACCUCCAACAUGGAUAUGAAUAAUAAUGACGAUGAUCUUGGGGAUGAUCUGAUCGAUAAUGAUGGUGGUCAAAAUACGACGGAGGUUCACACCCGACCAACUAGGGAACGACGACCUCCGACUUAUUUGAGCGACUAUGUGCGGAGUGUUGAUAAUAAGGUUUCAUAG